UUGUGCUUCUGUUCCUGAGUUUGAUGUAUUUCUACAAACAUACAUAUAAAUGCUAUGAAGGAAUUGCUUUCAUAACCACAACGCCCAGCUAGGCAGGGUACCAGCGCAACUCACCAGGGCACUGGCAGGUGCGAGCUUGGGGAUCCCUCUCUCAUCAGUGGGGGAAUUACACCCAAAGCCCAUCCAACCUACCUACAGCUUUUACCUGCUGGCCCUCCUCCUGCCUUUUCCUGUUGAUCAGAGGAGGUGAGGGGCCCCCCGGACAGACUAGUGAGUGGGGCAGUCGGGGGGUGAUUCCGAUGUGCAACGGUUCCGGGCCGUGACCUUUAACAUCCAGAAUCAACCCUGCUGGGUGCUGCCCACACCACGUCCACCCCUGCAGCCAUGUCGAAGGACGAAGUGAGCUGCAAGCUGACGUCGGUCUACAAGCACAAGGAACGAAAGCCUAAGAAACCCCAUUACAUCCCAAGGCCAUGGGGGAAGCCGUACAACUACAAGUGCUUCCAGUGCCCUUUCACGUGCAUGGAGAAGUCCCACCUGUAUAACCACAUGAAGUACAGCCUGUGCAAGAACUCACUUUCUCUGCUUAUCGAGUCCGACUGGCCCUACAAGAAGGGGAACUUGCUGCACCCUGAGCUCCGUCUCCUGCAGGCCACGGAGGCUUCCCGGCUCCGCGGGAGGAGACACGAGCAUGAGGCCUGUGAAUCCCCGGCUGUGGCGAGAGGCAUGGCUAAUCCCAAGCAGGCCACAGAUGGGGACAGUGAAGGUGACAAGGUGUCGGCAGCGGCUGAAGCCCUGCCUUCUGAAGGGAUGACCACAGAUGCCAGCCAGUUCCAAGAGGAGGAGGAGGAAGAUGUUGCCGGGCUGCUGAGGGAGAUGGAUGCAGGAGAGAAGAAGGAGAAAGUGAAGGAGAUGGGUUGCCCUGGUGACCCAGCCGAGCCAGACUCCCUGCUCUUCAGGUUCAAGAACAAGAGGGACAAGCCUUGCAAAGAGGCUGAGCCUGACUUCAUCAUCACGGAUGUUUUCUCCCUGAAGAACCAUGCAACGAAGGGCAAGGAAAUGGCUCCUCCACAGAUAGAAACCAAGCCAAAGCAUUGCAAGGGGCCAAAAAAAUGCCUGGGGAGUGGCGGGGUCCUCAUGGAGCAGUGGAAGCUGGUCGCCAAUGGACAAAGAAGGGGUACCACUGAAGUCUCCUCACCAUGUACCGAAGGCAACAUCAUCCCCUGCUAUCCCCCUCCAGCCUACAGCGACUACCAUGAACCUCAGGGCCUCAACCUCUCAUUGCUGGGUAUCAACUACCCGCUGAACCCCGGCCUCUUCUCCUAUCUCGGUCCCAGCAUGGCCAAUAGCACCACGCCACAUCCACAGCUGACCCAGCUGCCCUUCCUGGCCUCCACCGCCCAGCUGAUGCACCCGCACGCUGGGCACUUCCAGCCCCUGCAGACCCCUGAGCGAUCGGCCUUCCUCCCACGAUUCUACUACCCCCUGCUCUUUGAACACACCUUUGGCUCAGCAGAAAGCAAGACGACGGCAGGCAAAGCAGAGGCCCAGGCACUAGCAGGGUCUGCCAUGCCCACUCCUAUCCAAGCCAAAACCACGAAUGAGCCACCAAAGGCAGAGCUGCUGAAGGUGCCGGUGCUGAAGGCUAGUCUUCCUUGGGCGAAAGGUGUCAGGGAGGAGCCAUCUCCUGACCUCAGCCAUAAAGCCAUGCUGGUCGAGGAGGAAGAGGAGAAAUGGCUGGCACAAGAAAAGGAAAGCAACUCAGCCUUGGGCAUCAACAGCCUCCGCAAAAAGCCAGUGUCCGACAUCUACCGGAACCCUGUGGGGAUAAAAGAUGGGGCCGUUCUCCCCAACAGCAUCAGGAAGGCGGAGUUACCAGUGGUCGCCUGCUUGGAGAACACUGGCUGCUUAGCCAGCUCCUUGAAGAGGAAGUUCACUGGGGGAGGACUUGAGUCCAUGGGAUCUGAAACGCUGAUGCCUGGAAAAUUAGGCCACCAAACCAGUGGUUUGAGAGCCACCCCCACCCAGCUCCCAAAGUCCCUGGACCACUGGCACAUGGAAUUUCAUGCCUGCAUGCUUGAAGACCAGGAGAAGGCCAGUGGCUCUGAUGUUCUGUCCCCUGUGAUUACGGCCUCUGAUCACCCCCUGUGUAAGCAGAACAAAGUACAUGGAACUUCCAUCAGCACAACGGACCCAGAGGCCACAACUGUGCUCAUCGGGGACCUGUCAAAAACCCUGGAGGAGUACCAGGAGGUGGAGAAGAAACUCUCUGACUUGGCAAAGGAAGACAUCCCUGGGCAGAAACAGCUGAGGGAACAGCUGGUCAAAAUCCGAAGGGAGCUCUAUCACAUCCACCAGGCGCUGGAGAAAGCCACUAAGCCCCAUGAAGGCCCUCUGGACCUCUCGGUGAAAAGGUCCCCAGAGGGCCCUGAGAAGGGCCACCAGGCCAAGAAAGAACCCUGCAAGGCCAAACUAGAAGAUGAGAGGCUCCAGUGCAAAGAGCAAGGUGCCAUAAGCAGGUGCUUGGCAGCCAGCGAAGCCAGGGAUGGGGACGGGAUGCCAAAUUGCCUUCUGGAUGCUGAGAACAAAACCAUUGACCUGCUGAUCAAGAUGAGCCGGUCAGAGAACCUCCGGGCAUCAUCCUCCGAGGCCCACCUGGGUGCCGUAAUCAAAGCUGAGCUGCUGCCCCUCAGCAUGCCCCUGGAGCUCCGUCACGUCAUGGAGCCCUACUACAGCCGCACCACCAAGUGCGAAGCAGACUCCAGUGUGCUGCUCUGCACAGAUGGGAGAGCCAGUGCCACCCAAGGCUCUCAGAUCCCGGGGACUGAGGAAAGGCCACUGAGCUGCCGGGCCAUGCAGCACUCCCUGUCCUGUGGCCUCCCCAGUGAGACAGACACUGGGUGUAUCCACAGCCCUUUAAACGCAGACCCAUGAUCCCGCUGGGCUCCUGCCCAGAGCUCUGCGCAUUCGCUGAUAACCUCUUCUCACUCUCAACCUCCCCAGCCCGCUCCCACCAGACAAAGGCUUAGCUGCUGCCUGACUGCAAGGCCACAUAGCGCUUUGCUCUCUAACUACCCGUGACAGGUUCCAUAAGGU
This is a messenger RNA of Chelonia mydas (Green sea turtle), 3096 nucleotides long. It is a transcript of the gene PRR35, whose product is annotated as proline rich 35. The transcript is spliced from 3 exons. Bases 385 to 2934 code for a protein of 849 amino acids. The record is from RefSeq and is a predicted model, not a curated record. NCBI's taxonomy places the organism in Eukaryota, Metazoa, Chordata, Testudines, Cheloniidae.